Zophobas morio is the source of this 1233-nucleotide messenger RNA. Its product is annotated as gamma-glutamyl hydrolase-like. The transcript has 4 exons. Gene Ontology annotation, biological process: tetrahydrofolylpolyglutamate metabolic process. The coding region runs from base 259 to 1233 and encodes 324 amino acids. Gene Ontology annotation, cellular component: vacuole. The record is from RefSeq and is a predicted model, not a curated record. Gene Ontology annotation, molecular function: gamma-glutamyl-peptidase activity. Lineage: Eukaryota; Metazoa; Arthropoda; Insecta; Coleoptera; Tenebrionidae.
UAUAGCUCCUAGUUUAAAAAGGGAACUCUAAUUUUUCAAUGUGCAUUAAACACUUUUGCUGAGUUUCGAACUACAUUGUCACAUUCUUUGGGUCGUCACAGUCGGUGACGCAGACAAUUACAAAGUAAAAGCAUAACACUACCUUAUCACCUUAUUUGAAUUUAGAUACGACCAAACCGUUUAAAAAGAAGGUUGAAAUUUGAACUUGUAUGCGAAUUUCGGUUAUUCGCGUGUGCAGCUAGUCGCUACAAAUUUAUCAUGAUUCUACGUUUACUAGUCUUGUCAUUUGUGACAAACGUAAGCGCUACGUACUCUCCUGUCAUAGGAGUUUUGACACAAGAAGCAACACUUAUAUCGUAUGCGUAUCGUAAUACCCACAGUUUCAUCGCUGCUUCUUACGUAAAAUUUCUACAAAAAAGCGGCGCUACAGUUUUGCCCAUAUGGAUAGGUCAAAGCAGAGCCUAUUAUGAAAGAAUUGUCAGAAUUACAAACGGUAUUUUACUUCCAGGGGGAGGGGUUUUCUUUCUUGACAAAAAAGGAGGUUAUGGAGAAGCAGCCAAAAUCAUUUAUGAAUCAGCGAUCAAAGCCAACGACAAUGGAAAUUACUAUCCUAUAUGGGGAACGUGCCUUGGUAUGCAGACUUUAAUGUUUGUAGGUUUGGGGGAGAACAUUCGAAAGAUAUGUCACGCUAAAAAUGUCGCUUUACCCCUCGAAUUAACUCCAGAUUACGACCGGACUAGACUGUUUUCCACUCCAUCCUCUAGACUUAUGCGUAAAUUCACAACAAACAAUAACACCUUCCACUAUCACAUCUUGUGCGUUUUCGUAAAACAUUUCAAAAACAGCAAGGCCUCGUCAGAGUGGAGAAUCGUGAGCACAAACAAAGAUUUAAACGGUGCAGAAUUUAUUUCCACUGUGGAACACAAAAAAUAUCCCUUUUAUGGAAUACAGUAUCAUCCCGAGAAAAACAUAUUUGAGCACAAAGAAAUGCUUCAGAUUCCUCAUCAUCCAGAAGCACUAGAAUUUGCUGAAUAUUUUGGAAAUUUUUUUAUAAACGAGGCCAGAAAGAAUAAUCAUACAUUUUAUCCCGGUGCUAUCGAAGAAAAUUCUUUGAUUCAUAAUUAUAGUCCAGUGGAUAGCAUUAGUAACUCUAUUUGGGAAGAGCUUUAUUUGUUCACGCGAGAUGAUUACAAUUAUGUUGACAGUUGUUAUACUGAUUUAAAUAGGAUAUAA